Molecule: messenger RNA, 3520 nt
Organism: Anarrhichthys ocellatus (wolf-eel)
Lineage: Eukaryota; Metazoa; Chordata; Actinopteri; Perciformes; Anarhichadidae
Gene: bloc1s4
Product: biogenesis of lysosomal organelles complex-1, subunit 4, cappuccino
Exons: 5
Coding region: 1519-2244 (241 amino acids)
Cellular component (GO): BLOC-1 complex
Source: RefSeq, a predicted model, not a curated record
AAAGUUGCAUCCUGAGAUAUUUCCAGCUUCACAGGGUUUUAGCAUGAAAACAACCCAAAACGUCAAGUUUUGGAAUAAGCCCCUCAGAAACUAAAGUCGGAGGCUUUUCUCCAGACUCACUGCUGACAGUCAACAAAGCAAAUCAUUAUGACAGCAGCGUCUAUAUACGAGGAAUGCAUAACCACAAAACAUGUAGUAAAGGGGUGUGACUUUUUCUGGAAAUUACUAGUAGUGUUAUCACCGUUUUACAGUAAAGAUAUUUUCAUUUCAGUGACUAACUAACAAACUACACAAAACGCUUAUUUUUGAUAAUCCGACUGUUCAAAGUUGAACUUUAGAGCACUUUUCAUUCCUUAUUCCUGUAAUGUAAAUCUGCAGUUUGUUGCAUGUUCAUGCCUGUUGAAGGCAGUAGUUAGGUUGGGUGGGAUUCAUAGGUCAAGUUACGUCACGAAAUAAUGUGCUCUAUACAUCACAUGGUGAAGACAGAAUAUUAAAAGAUUGACUUCCUUUUUUCAGACGCAUUCAGUCUUAAUCAUAAUCCCAGCUAUUGAACAUGGACAUGCAGUAGCUUUGUCCUCGGUCAGAGGCCCGCUAGCAGCAGCAAAUGCCUUUCACCUCUCUGUUAAUGAAUGUUUGUCUGCUGCGUUUACUUGAGAUGCCCCACUGCUCAAACAGCUAACAGAUCAAGACAUGCACAUGCAGUAGGUCCUUCUCGAUUGAAAUAGUUUGAGCACUGAUGAGUGAAAGAAUAACUAUGCUGUGCUCACUUGUGACACAGGUGGUCAGCUGGCAAUUUGAGUAUCAAGUGUAGAAUGAUUAAAGCUGACAAAGUCCUGUUCAAGAUUACAUUUGAAAAGAACAUCAAAAAUAAGGAAAUUCAAAAUUUGAUGUGCAAAAAAUACUCAAAUGGGAUCACUUGACCAUGUUCAAAUGUGUAUUUUAUUUUGAAGGGGGAUUCAUUGCUGCAUCUUCUCUCCAAAUAAACGGUUCAAUUCUAUUUGACAAUUAGUAUGUUGAAAGGUGUGACAAACUUUAACCAAUGCUAUAGUUAAUGUCUCUGCAAACAGUCCAUUUCCAUGCAGUAAUUCUGACUGCCAUCUGCUGGCCGAGACUGCAACAUAGCAUGUCAUGAAAUGUACAUUACAGGCAAUGACAAUCAGUCACAAAAUACUGACAUCUGCAUUUUAUCAUUGAUAUGACCAUUUUUCCAGAACAAGACUUUGCUUCAAACCAUUUUUUUUAAAUAGCACAUCCCAACUGCAGAUGUAUACCACAGUGUUAAUGAUUAUCGUUCUGUGUUUCAUUUGCUUUAGGGUUUGUGCUUUGCAUUUGCUUUGACUUCAAUCAAUACAUUUAUCGAAUAUUUAUAUGAAAUCGGGACCAAGAGUAAAAAUUUGCUUCUGCUUUGUUCGCGCUGCACUGUUUUGACCCUUACGAGUCACCAUCGGCCGAGCAACACACGUGAUCCAGUCAGUUGACAGGGCAAAACACGGCAGUUGAUCAGAAAGACAAGGCGAUAUGGACCAUCAUCGGGUUGACAGGGUGGGCCUUCUGUCUCCCCUGGAGGAGUCCAGCGCUGAGAUAAGUCGGGACAGCGGCAUCGUGUCGCAAAGCGCGAGCAGCUUGUCCAUGGUGAGCGAAAUCCUCAGCAGCGGCACCGUGUCGCAGAGCCCCAGCUUUGGCGCAGCCGCCAACGGUAUUCCUCAAAGCCCGAGUCUCAGCGAGGCAGCGGAGCCCGGGACACCCGACCAGCAGUACCCGGAGCAGGACGACGAGGUCCUGAGACACACCGCCCUCAGCUACUCCUCCUACAUCAAGGCGACGGCUGGAGAAGAGAUACUGUGCUUGGACAAGAGCUUGGAAGAAAUGCUGACGAGAGUAGAUGAGUUUGUUGGAAUGCUGGAUAUGAUCCGUAAUGAUACCUCCCAGAUAGUGAAUGAAAACCUACCUCAAAUCCAGCAGAAGUCGGAUGAAAUGAGACAAAUAUACAGAAGAAUUGAUAAGUUAGAGGCCUUUGUGAAGAUGGUGGGGGCCAACGUCAAUGCAAUGGAGGAGCAGGUCACGCAGGCAGAGGGAGACCUAGGAACACUUCCGGGUGCUUUCAAGAAGAUCCUCCGCACAAUGAGUGUACCGGGCUUCUUAAACAAACCGGCCAGCCCAAGGAGACCAGCACCACAUCAGCGUCAAGAGAUCCCCAGUGUGUUCCAGACGGACGAUUAUUUCACAUCCCAGCCAGAGCAGUGACGCGCUAAAACAUUCAACACAUCACGUGGUUCUAACCUCAGAGGCCUGUUGGGUGAAACUUGUAGAGACAACUUUUACUGCCAUCCAUUGCAAGAGGAUCUUUUGGUGCGGCGGCCUCAAACAAAGCAAUAGCAGCCUUUUCUGAGCAAGUCACUGGAAGUGGAGUGUGGGAAGACUGCGUUUUUUGAGUGUCAUUUUCCUGGCAGUAAGAGCACUGAACUGUAGCAAAAUGAUUUUAAAAGUGCCUAAAUGGGUCCUAUCUCUGUCAACGACGUCAGAUAUCCGAUUUGUGACGAGCCAGGAGGACAAAGUCAUCCCACUUGCCAAUAUGAUGGCGUAAACAAGGCACAACGGAAGUAUUUGUGAAGAUCUUAAGAUGUAUUGCAUAAAGAAUUAACCCAGCUUUGUUUUUUUUUUAUAAAUUACAUUCCUGUUACUGGGGUUUGUAAAAACGUGCACGCUGUUAAUUAAUUCAUCUGUAUUUCUAAUGUCUCAUCACUCUCCCCGAGCAAUAUGGAUCUCAUCCAGUUCAGCAUAUAAUGUCUCCCAUUUUCAUAAUAUUUGCUUUGUUGUUAGCCUGAGUUACUGGCUGUGGAUGACAGUUGCCUCAUUGACAUGGGGCUACAUAUUUGAUAGCACCUUUUCAAUAAAAGCACACUAUAGUUGAGUUGUUGGUGUAUAGUUCAUGAUGAAAGUUUGGGCCAGGCUUGGAGCCUCGAUGGAGUUUUCUAACAAUAACUGGAGGUUGCUUGGAUCUCGUUCAUGGGAGACGAUACCUAUGACUUAUUUGAUUCUUUGUUUGCCAAAAUAGUUAGGAAUAAAGAUGUUAAGUUUGGUAUGUGUUUUUUAAUAACCAGACUAAUAAAAGACUAAUUUGAGACAAGUUUAAAUGGUUUGAUUCUUUGAGCCCUGAGUUCAGUUUUUCAGGCAGAUUUGCUUUUAGUCUGCAUACAAAUCCCGCCUCCUUUCCUGGGAUUUGACGGCCCUAACAGCCAACCAUCCGUAUCAGGCUCGGGGCGUUGAGCUUGUUGGAGAUGGGACAAAUCGGGGAGGAAAAGCUCCUUCCAGACCAACAAUAUAAAUUAGACUUGGCCUUCAUUGGUCAGCUGUAAUCGACGUCAUCGGUUUGUCAUAUCUCCGAGGAAGGUGGAAUGGGGAGCUGACAAAGAAGCAUUACUACAUUUAUUCAGGGCUUUGAUGAGAACCUUUAUGGAUUAUGGUUGCAUGAUGUACGAAGCAGCAGCAAAAAGCAAUCUCGAAAAAUUAGACUACAAUA